Messenger RNA from Cetraspora pellucida, 291 nucleotides. Lineage: Eukaryota; Fungi; Glomeromycota; Glomeromycetes; Diversisporales; Gigasporaceae. The record is from the annotation of a GenBank genome assembly.
AUGAGAAAAACUUAUGAAAUUCGAAAUUAUUUUCACCCUAAUAUCAAAAAUACCAAACUUGAAUGUGAUAUUUGUAAAGCUUCUUAUAAUAUUAAAAAAAACUCAAAUUUUGUUACUACUCAAAAUAACAUUCAAGAAAUUUUACCAUAUAAUGGUAAUAAAUAUCAUGCAACUGUUCAAGAUGACACUGAUUCUGAACCUGAAAUCGAAGAAAUUAUCGAAACUGGUCAAGCUUUAAUGCCAAUUAAAAGAAAACUUAGAGAAAUCAAGAAUUCAACUAAAAAACAAAAA